UGAAUGUCAUACAUAUAAACAUAACUUGUGCUUUCGUACGUUUCCGCUGAUCCGUUGAGUGAUCAACUGAUGCUAACUGUGCUGACGAACAAUUGUCAACAUAACUUUGUGAAAACUUCGAAUAAUUUGAUUUAUUUUGUCCUGAUCACUACAUUAACGGAAAACGGACAAUUACAAUGGAAGAACAAAAUUCUUCUAUAAAAGAAUCAAAGAACAUUUCCCCUAAAGUCUUAUCAGAAAAAAAGGAGGCAUCUGUAUUACCUAUACCUUUAUAUAAGAAGAGUUAUUGCCGAAUACAGUAUAGAUUGAGUACGAUCGAGUAUAAUUGGGAAAUUCUUCACUUCUUCAAAAUUUAUAAAUUUAUGAAAAUAUUUGCUUCUACACGGUUUCCAGAAAAUGAACAAUAUCAGGUUCAAAUAGAAAUUGCCUCAUUUAACUCUCCAUCAGAAAAAGAACUAUUAAGAAUUUAUAUGACAACUGAAGAAGAAUUUGCAGGUUCUUAUGAGAUUUUCUUUAUUGAUCUAAAGGAAAGAGAGUUACUUGUAUCGACGGACGUAGUGUAUAUAUCGAAGAGGAUGUUAUUAUAUGAAAAGGAACUGGGGCUACUUAUUAAGAACUCAGAUAGCGAUGCAUUUGAACUGAAUUUUAGAUUCGACAUAUUUUAUUCUUUUUCAAAUACAACUAUACAUGUAAAUCCAUUACCAUCAUCCGCAGCAAAAGACUUGAAAUCUGAAAAAUCAAUUCUUGACAACGAUUCGAAGUUUGAUAAUAAAGAAUCGCUUGAAUUUAUUAUAGAUGGUCAACACUACAGUGUAUCCAAAAAUCGAUUAUGCGCUAUCAACAGUAGUUAUUUUAAACACUUAUGUAAUACAGAAGAAGACAUAACAAAUGAAUUAAUAAUAAAGGAUAGACCAAAAGCUUUUCAAGAAAUGUUGUCAUUUAUCAUAAUUAAUUCAGCAAGGCCAUUAGAUUUAUGCUUGGAACAAUGGAUACGUAAGAGUGGUAUGGUCAAAGAUUUAUUAAUAGUAGCCAACAAAUAUGAUGUACAAAAUCUUAAAACUAUAUGUGAAGAAAUUCUGCUACAGAAUAUUACAUUUGAAAAUGCUUUGGAACUUAUACAACUUGCGUUGUUAAAUGAUGCAAAAUGCUUGGAAAAAUGCGUAGCAAGUUUUAUUAAAUUUUAUAUAGAAAAAUUUUUACGUUUUGAAACAUUUCUAUCUUUACCACAAGAACAAAUAGACAAGAUACUUGAAGCGACUGAGAAAAUUGAUUCUAAAGAUUGUGUCCAUUUUAUCGCUUGCAUUGUAAAAAAAAUCUUGAAGCUUGCGUUCCAGAUCGGUAUAAUGCAGAACGAACGAGAAAUUAAGGAAGAACAAAAUUCUUCCGACAAUGAUACUGAAAGCUGUUCAGAAAAGGAGCAGGCAGAAACUCUAUCAUCUUCGUAUCAUAGGAGUUAUUGUCAACUUCAAUACGAGGCGAAUACAAUUGACUAUGUCUGGAAACUCAAUCGCUGCUCAAAACUUUUAAAACUUUUAAAACCAAUAUUGUCCAUGCCAUUCCCAGAAACAGCUCAAUAUAUAAUUCAAAUGGAAAUAUCUAUCGUACCCAAAUGGUGGACAAGUUUAGUAAAAUUUUAUAUAGUUACCGAAGUAUCAUUUAAUGGUAUAUGUGAUGUAUUUAUAAUUAAUAUGCAUGACAAGAUACUUGUUAAUUCGACUUGGGGCUUUAUAUCAAACAUGACAUUAUUAUAUGAAACUACAGUAAAAACGUUAUGUAAUAAUCUGGAUAAAGACACGCUUACGAUAAACUUUACGUUCAAGAUUUUUCACCGCUAUUUAGCCGAUACUGUACAUAUCAAGACACUACCUAGACUAUUAUCUAGACUAUCACCGACAGACUCGAAGUCACAAGAUUCAAUUCUUGAUGACGCUCCCGAUGGUGCAAUCACGUUUGUAUUAAACGGAGAAUAUUACGACGUAUCCAAAAAGUUAUUACACAAUACUAAAUGUGUUGACUAUUUCUGUAAUACAUAUAAAGAAAACAUGGCAAAUGAUUUAAUAACAAUAAAUGAUAAUGAUAUGAAAGAUAUUUUUAAGAUUAUGUUUUUGUAUAUCAGAACCGGUUUAAUAUCGAAACAACUUGAUUAUCACACGAGUAGAACUUUGUUAGAAGUAGCUAACAAAUGCGAUUUACAAAAUCUUAAAUUAAUAUGUGAAGAAUAUUUGAUACGUACAAUUACAAUCAAUACUGCUAUUGAACUUGUGCAACUUGCGUUUUUAAAUAAUGCAGAAAAUUUAGAAAAACAUGCGGCAAGUUUUAUUAAAUUCUAUAUGCAGGAAAUUAUACAUAUUGAAGAAUUACAAUCUCUACCGCAAGAACAUUUAGAUAAAAUAAUUAAAUCAGUCGCGAAAAUUAAAACAUUGGAAAUUGAAACGUCUGAAACAAAUGAAACGAUUGAAAUAUCUGAACAUAUAGCAGAAUGGCAGAUGGGUUAUGCAGAAAGUUAAGAGGUAGCCAAGAUUAUGCAUUUUCCGCCCUUCCAGUGACUAAUUAAGCACGCUGUAAUGUAAUAACUAUUAAAAUGAAGCCACCGAGCCACUCUGAUGUGGAAAAUGAAACGCCCGACCCGGAAAAUCGCUCAUAUAUUGUCUUCUCACAAUUUUAACGGCCUUAUUUGGAUUUCUAAUGACAUUAAUGUGUAAGAAUGGAUAAUCUUUUUAUAUAAAGACGAUGUUUUUCAUAAUUUUCGUAAGAGCUUUGUCAUAAAAUUCUAUUAAACGUUCUGAUAAAUUGCAUCUUAGAUGAGAUUUAUGCUUGGAGAUAUCGCGCAACAUUAUUUUAAAUAGCUUCUAAAUUAGUCCAAGAUUGACAUGAAAUAAUAUUUUAUUCUGCAAACUAAAGCUCUGUCAUAAUCUCCUAAAUGAUUUCGGAUUUGAAUUUUAAUACUCUUUAUUGCAGAAAAUAUCACUUUACAAAUAUAUGAGGCAAGCAUCAAGCGUAUCAUUACCGUAUUUCGAUAAUAAUAAAGAGCUUUAAGGAGUUCCAUCAUACACAAUAAAAAGACGAGUGAUUGUUAUAUCAGUAUUGUCUCAAUCUUGGAUAACACUGAUCCAGAAUGAUCGAUAUAUCUCACUAUUUUAGACAUAACUUUAGAAAGACGUAACUUUUUAUUACAUCUGCUAAACUGCAUGUCUCUUGUUUCUAUAGUCACGAUUUUUCUUUGACAAGGCAAAAUCAAAUUUUCAUUUCAAUUCAAUAGUAAACAUUUUAAUUCA
Formica exsecta is the source of this 3275-nucleotide messenger RNA. RefSeq lists its product as uncharacterized. The transcript has 7 exons. Gene Ontology annotation, cellular component: cytoplasm. Bases 177 to 2507 code for a protein of 776 amino acids. Lineage: Eukaryota; Metazoa; Arthropoda; Insecta; Hymenoptera; Formicidae. Gene Ontology annotation, biological process: regulation of proteolysis; proteasome-mediated ubiquitin-dependent protein catabolic process. Gene Ontology annotation, molecular function: ubiquitin protein ligase binding. The record is from RefSeq and is a predicted model, not a curated record.